Molecule: messenger RNA, 8272 nt
Organism: Adelges cooleyi (spruce gall adelgid)
Lineage: Eukaryota; Metazoa; Arthropoda; Insecta; Hemiptera; Adelgidae
Gene: l(3)80Fj
Product: eIF-2-alpha kinase activator GCN1
Exons: 36
Coding region: 187-8154 (2655 amino acids)
Biological process (GO): regulation of translation; cellular response to amino acid starvation
Cellular component (GO): cytosol
Molecular function (GO): protein binding; protein kinase regulator activity
Source: RefSeq, a predicted model, not a curated record
GGUUGUCGGUCGGCGUUUUAUCAAGUUUCUGCUUAGACGUGCUUAGCUUAGUGCUUACCGCUUACAACUUUUCUCAAUAAUUUACGUAGUCAAUUUUGAGUGGGAUGUAUGGAUAAUAAGAGUACAAGUUUUGGAAAUUGUAUAAUUAUUGUUUAUUUAAAAUUAAUUCAAUAAUACGAAUUCGCCAUGGUUGAUGUUAAAGGGAAUAACAAGCAGUUUUCAGAUUUUCAUUUGAAAAUCCUUUCAGCUAGUUUAAAAGAACGGAAAAUAUUGUUCAAAAAUGCUUCAAAUUUUGCCAAGUCUAAUUUGACAGAUGACGUGUGGUCAAAUUUUUCUGAAACACUAUUAGUUGCAUUUAGCCGGUAUCAAGAUUUGACAUCGCAGUCGUAUGUCAAAGAAUUUAUGAAAAUAUUAAUGGUUUCAAAACCUAAAUCAUGCAUUAUUCAUUUGACUCCAAUAUUGGUUGAUUAUAUUAAUCAUUUUCCCCGACAAAAUAUAUCAAAUAAUUUAGCAAAAUCAGCCUACUUUAUGCUACUAAUUGUAAGCAUCAUUGUUAAAACUGCAUUUAAAGAAUUCAACAUCCAGCAUAAAACUGAAAUAAAACAACUAAUUGAAUCACAAGCAUUGUUAGUUAAUGCAAUUGCUUUAUCAAAAAACACACUUUUAUGUAGAAAAACAUUUAAUGUUUUAAAUGAGAUAUGGUUAAGUGAAAAAGAUUCACUAGAAUAUUAUGGAGAAGUUUUACAAGAACUAAAUUCAAAACCAUAUGUAUUAGUGAUUGAGUCUUAUUUACUAAAAUCAAUGUCAUCUACUAAUAUAGAACUUGCUAACAAGUUUAAGGACAAUUUUUUGGAUGUUUUCAUCAAAGAAGGAGUAACUUGUAAAACAAGACCUGAACAAGAACUUAUUCGCCAGUGUUCGUUUACUAUAAAAUUAGUUACAAAGGAAACUUUCAAAUCAAAAUUGUUGCCUUCCGUCUUAAAAUCCAUGCUGCGUAAUCCAGAAAUAAUAUUAGAAUGUAUAUCUGCUAUUAUUUCUAAUGUUUCUAUUGAUUUAAGCAUUUAUUCCAAUGAAUUAACAAAAGGAUUUUCUGCCAAUCUUUAUUCACAAAAUGAGCGAGCAAGAUUGGAAUCAUCCGAGUUGUGUAAAGAACUGGCAUUGAAGUGUAGUGAUGCAUCAGCGAUAUCUAGUAUUGUAAAACUUUUAUUUAAUAUUUAUAAUGGUUCUGAAGGCAAGUUAAGUACCUCCGAACAAAAAAUUAAUGUCUUACAAGCAAUUGGUAAUUUUAGUUUUAAUAACGUUGCCAAUGAUGAUAAAUGUCAAGAAAUUGCAGAUUAUGUUGUUGAGCAAUUUAUCAAAGUGUUAGAUUCAGAAAUGCACGAAAAAACGUUGAUACAUGCAAUACAAAUGUUGACUUUAUGGCGGUCUAGUUUCAAGAAAACCAUUACUAAAACAUUGAUAGCCUGGUUUUCAAAAGGAUACAACAAGAAAUCAUCAGUUAUGACAGUAAAAUUGGCCUAUUUGGAAUGUAUGAUGCAUGUAUUUCAAAAGGAUCAUUCUAAAUAUGCCAUUGAAAUCAUUCCUUUAUUAUUAAACUGUGUUGAUAUGUUUUCUCAGUCAUCUCAGAUUCCUGUAGCCACUGAAUCUAUUUAUGUUGCUUGCUUGUUGUUACAUCUAAUAAAAGAAAACUCUAAAUUAAAUCAAGAUAAUGGAUUCACUCAAUUUUGGAAUUUAGUACUUAAUCCGAGUAAACUUCCAUUUUUAUCUGAAAAGCUGUUAUUACAGUUUUCAGAAGAAGUUAUGAACAAAAUUUGCAUGUUCAGUUUACUAGUACUUGAUAUGCAUGUUGAUAAAAUAAAUGGAUCUGUCGAACUAUACUACAAAUCUAUAGUUUUAAGUCUCUUAUCUAUAAAGUCGACUUUGAGAAUUGAAACUAAAAAAAAUGUGGCAAAAGCAGUUUCAUCGCCCGGAGGAUCUAAAUUAGCGGCAUCAUUGUUAGUUGAAACAAUAAACGUUCUGCAAAAUAAUACUCUAGUUAUACUCCCAAAACAUUUGGUGGAAACUAUCACAAUAUUAUGCCAGAAUACGAAUAUUGGAGAAGAGGAACAAAAAAUGUUGGCUUUUGAAUCAUUAAAACCAUCACACCAUCCUUUAAUCGAAACAUACGCUCCUAAUUUGUGGAUUACAAUUUUGAAACGUUAUCAAAUAAAACCAUCUGUUUUUAUCAGAUUAUAUGAAAAGAAACUCAUAAAAUGUUUUGUAGAAGAUUAUGUACCUUUACGAUGUAUGGAAAAUGCUAUAAGCACUAUUUCAAAAAUAAAUGGUGAUGUAAUUAUACCUCCAGUUAUUGAAAAAAUUAGACAAUAUUUAGAAUAUAACAAUGAUUAUCUAAGCGUGACGGAAGAGGAGUAUGCCAUAUUUUUAUUCCCAGAAGGAGAAUUAUACAACAAAUCUGUUUUAGCAGAUAAAGAAAAUGAGGAUCCGUUAAAUAUUAAGAAUAUGAAACGUGAAAGUAAAGCAUAUUCAUUUAAAGAACAACAAGAAGAAAUAAUGCUAAAAAAAGAAAUAGAAGCUAAAAAAAUUAAAGAAGGCAAACUGAAAAAACCAGAACUAUCACCUAAACAAAAAGAAGCUAUGGAUAUUGAAUUAAAAAAGGAAUCAUCUAUUAGAAAUAGAUUGUGUAACAUGAAGAAUGAUAUUUUGAAUGUAGUAUCUAUGUUGAAUGGAAUAGUAGCUGGAAAUACACUCCUAGUUUCUCAAUCGUUGCGGUAUUUACUACCAGGAAUAAUAUCAAAUUUACAGUCUAUUAUUGCAGCACCACUCUUAAAAAAAGUAUUUAUUGAUUUAGCUUUUUGUGCUUUUAAUGCUGAUGAAACAAAAAAAACCAAAGCAGUUAGCAAAACAAAAAAUGGACGUUUAAAGAUAUCAGAUUCUAGUAUACGAGCUAUAGCGUAUUUAACACUUCGCAAACUAAAACCAAAGUGCCAGUUAGAUGAAGCUUGGUUACAAGAAGACAUUGAAAAAGCUUCAAUUAGAUUAGUAAAAUUGUUUUGUGACUUAACACAUAAUGAAGGACAAGAAAUGACUUCACCAGCAUAUUGUUAUGCUUUUACUCUUAUCAGGGCAGUAAUGUUGGAUUUGCCCUUUGAUCAUUCUUUGGUAUAUGAUUGUUUAUUAUUAACACAUAAUCAAGCAGCUAUCCGUCCUAAAGCUGUUUCAAAAGCCAAGAGCAAUUUAGAUUUACAACGGCCUAAAUUUUUGCCUCGUAUUCAAAUGUUUCAAUUGUUAUCUGAAAUUAUUAGCCGUUCAUCAAACAACCUUCAAGAUAAAGCUGUUUUAGCUUACUUAACAGUAGCUGAAAGUUGUUCUACCGAUGAAAAGUGUGAUCCAGCGAAUCGAGAUGAAAUUUUAUGUUUAUUAUCAGCUUUACAAGAUCCAUCUACUAAAGUAAGAAAUACUGCAAUACAAGCAUUGAAAAUGGUUGUAGCUGCUUUUCCAACGUCCAAAAAAGAUACUCAAAUAAUUUUAAAAAUUACCAAAAGAAUUUGGAUCACAAAAUUUGAUAUUUAUGAAGAAAAUAGAAAUUUGGCAGAUGAUCUUUGGGUACUUGCAAAGUUAGAUAUCAAAGUUAAUGGACUGCUAGAAAAUUUGUUAGAAGAUGUUGUACAUCCAGUUACUGAUGUGCAAAAGGCAGUUUCUAUAGCAUUGUUUUCUUUUUUGAAAGAUUCUCCAAUUAACGCUACUAAUAAUGCAUUAAAAAAACUUCUUGUUAUGUACAAUAGUAAAAUUUUGAAACCAGAAGAAAACAUUGAAUUAGAUGAUUGGCAAGGUCGUGUUGGAGUUGCAAUGGCAUUAGAAGAACUAUCAUUACUACUAAGUGAUGAUAUGGUAAUACAACUAGUCAAUUUUUUUGUUUCUACAAGUUUAGAUGAUAGAAAUAAUAUUGUUCGAGAACAUAUGCUUAAAGCAGCUGUAGCAGUUGUAAAUAUACAUGGUAAAAAUAACGUAGACAGACUGAUGAGUAUUUUUGAGAAAUUUUCAAAGAAAGCUACAUCUUCUGAAAGUUUUGAUAAUGUUCGGCUGGGUGUUGUUGUAUGUAUGGGAUGUUUGGCAAGACAUUUGGUUACAAAUGAUCCUAAACUAAAACCUAUAACUAAUAGACUUCUCGAAGCAUUAUCUACACCUUCUCAAGAAGUUCAAGAAGCUGUAGCAAAUUGUUUAUCACCUUUAAUGCCUAUGGUUAAAGAUGAUGCAGCAGCUAUAUUAAAAAAACUUCUUGGUAAACUUUUCAAUUCAGCAUCAUUUGGAGAACGUAAAGGGGCUGCUCAUGGAAUUGCAGGUGUCAUAAAAGGACUUGGUAUCCUUAGCUUAAAACAAUAUGAUAUAAUGAGUACAUUAACUGAAGCAAUACAAGAUAAAAAAAAUUACAAAAAACGUGAAGGGGCACUAUUUGCAUUUGAAAUGUUGUGCUCAACUUUAGGGCGUUUAUUUGAACCUUAUAUUGUUCAUGUUUUGCCUUAUUUAUUAUCAUGUUUUGGAGAUAACAGUGAAUAUGUAAGAACAGCUACUUAUGACUGUUCUAAAGCAAUAAUGAGUAAACUGUCAGCCCACGGCGUCAAACUUAUUUUGCCAUCAUUGUUAAAUGCUUUAGAAGGAGAUUCCUGGAGAACAAAAACUGGAUCAGUAGAAUUAUUAGGGGCUAUGGCAUAUUGUGCCCCUAAGCAGCUUUCAUCGUGUCUCCCUAGUAUUGUUCCAAAGUUAAUUGAGGUUUUGAGUGAUUCACACAUUAGUGUUCAAGAAGCUGGGGCUCAAGCUUUAAAAGUUAUUGGUUCAGUUAUAAGAAAUCCAGAAAUUCAAGCUAUCGUACCAGUACUUCUUGAAGCUUUACAGAAUCCAUCAAAUAAAACAGCUCCUUGUUUACAAAUUUUGUUAAAUACUAAAUUUGUUCACUUUAUUGAUGCUCCAUCUCUUGCUUUAAUAAUGCCUGUUGUAAAACGAGCAUUUAUUGAUCGUUCAACUGAAACAAGAAAGAUGGCUGCUCAAAUUAUUGGAAAUAUGUACUCAUUAACUGACCAAAAAGACUUGACACCUUAUUUACCUAGCAUAAUACCAGGAUUGAAGAAUUCUUUAUUAGAUCCAGUUCCAGAAGUACGAACAGUAUCUGCACGCGCUCUUGGAGCCAUGGUUCGAGGAAUGGGAGAGACAAGCUUCCAAGAUCUAUUACCUUGGUUAAUGCAAACUCUUACAUCAGAAGCUAGUUCAGUUGAUAGGUCUGGUGCUGCUCAAGGUCUAAGUGAAGUAGUUGGUGGACUGGGUGUAAGCAAGUUGCAUAGUUUGAUGCCAGAAAUAAUUGCAACAGCCGAACGUACUGAUAUUGCGCCUCAAGUUAAAGAUGGUUAUAUCAUGAUGUUCAUUUAUAUGCCUGGUGUAUUCAAUGAUGACUUUAUUCCUUAUAUAAAUCAAAUUAUUACCCCUAUUCUCAAAGCAUUAGCGGAUGAAAAUGAAUUUGUUCGUGAAACAGCUCUAAAAGCGGGUCAACGUAUAGUUAACAUGUAUGCUGAAUCUGCUAUUCAGCUAUUAUUACCUGAACUGGAACGAGGUUUAUUUGAUGAUAAUUGGCGUAUUCGAUUCAGUUCAGUCCAAUUACUAGGUGAUUUAUUAUACCGUAUUUCUGGUGUAUCUGGUAAAAUGAGUACAGAAACAGCAAGUGAUGAUGAUAACUUUGGUACAGAACAUUCUCAUAAGGCAAUUAUUGGCACUCUGGGAGCAGAAAGGCGUAACAGAGUAUUAGCCGGUUUGUAUAUGGGUCGUUCCGAUGUUGCUUUAAUGGUACGACAAGCUGCAUUGCACGUUUGGAAAGUGGUUGUAACAAAUACACCACGUACACUAAGAGAAAUAUUGCCAACAUUAUUUACUUUAUUGUUGGGAUGUCUGGCAAGUACAAGUUUUGACAAAAGACAAGUAGCUGCAAGAACAUUAGGAGAUCUAGUGCGAAAACUAGGAGAACGUGUUUUACCUGACAUAAUACCUAUACUAGAAAAAGGUUUGGAAUCGGAACACGCUGAUCAACGACAAGGUGUCUGUAUUGGUUUAUCAGAAAUUAUGGCAUCCACCAGCAGAGAAAUGGUAUUGACUUUUGUCGAUAGUCUUGUACCCACCGUCAGUCGAGCAUUAACUGAUCCUUUACCUUCUGUGAGACAAGCUGCUGCUAAAACAUUUGAUAGCCUUCAUUCAACUGUUGGUCAUCGUGCAUUAGAUGAUAUAUUACCUCCUAUGUUAAAUAAUUUGAAUAACCCUGAUCCAGAAAUUGCUGAAAGAACACUUGAUGGAUUACGCCAAGUAAUGGCAGUCAAAUCGAGAGUUGUUUUGCCUUAUUUAAUCCCUCAGUUAACUCAGCCUCCUGUUAAUACAAAAGCAUUGUCAAUUUUAGCAUCUGUUGCUGGUGAAGCACUUAAUAAAUAUCUACACAAAAUAUUACCUGCUCUAUUAACUGCUUUAUCGAAGACUGAAUCUGCAGCUGAUGAAUUGAUUUACUGUCAAUCUGUGGUAUUAGCAGUUUGUGAUGAUGCUGGAACAAUGGUUGAUUUAUUAUUAGAUGCUACACAAUCAGAUAAUACUUCUCAAAAACAAUCAGCAUUACAAUUAUUAGCAGCAUUUUGUACUCACACAAAAGCAGAUUAUAGUUCUUGUGUACCAAAACUAUUACAUGGUAUUAUUUUUCAGUUCAAAGAUUCCGAUGAGAAAAAUUUACAAUUAGCAUGGGAAGCAUUGAAUGCUGUUUGCAAAUCUGUUGAUACAAAGCAAAGUAACCAUUUAAUAUUUGAAAUACGACAAGCAAUUAAAUUUGUAAUGAGCGACAAUAAAAAUUUAGAACAUUUACCUGGAUUCUGUAUAUCAAAGGGAGCUGAUCCAUUUGUUCCUAUCUUUAGAGAAGCCAUUCUUAGUGGAAGUCCAGAAAUUAAAGAACAAGCUGCACAAGGUUGGGGAGAAGUUGUAAAAGUUACAGCUAAAGAAGGAUUAACAUCACCUGUACUGAACAUGACUGGGCCACUUAUACGUAUUUUAAAUGAACGUUAUACAUGGAGUAUUAAAUCUGCGAUAUUAGAAACGGUUGCUUUGUUAUUAGCGAAGACUGGUAGUAAUUUAAAGCAAUUUUUACCUCAGCUACAAACAACGUUUUUAAAAUCUCUACAAGACCCAAAUAGACAAGUUAGACUUAAAGCAGCCAACGCUUUAAGUCAUCUUAUUGUUGUACAUUCCCGCACGGAAACCAUUUUUGUUGACCUUCAUUCUGGAGUAAAAAAUUCUGAAGAUAUGGCUAUAAAGGAGACAAUGCUUCAAGCCUUGCGUGGUGUCAUUUCUCCAGCUGGAGACAAAAUGUCUGACCAGGUUCGCAGAACUGUAUUUAUGACAUUAAGGGAAGGAUUGGGAAAUCCAGAAGAUAGUAUCAGAAGUGGUACAGCUGGCUGUCUUGGAGCUUUAUGUAAAUGGUUAUCUCCCGAACAGUUAAAUGUUGCUUUAAAUGAUCACAUUUUAGUCGAUGAUAUAUCUUUGGAUCCAGUAUUAAGGCAUGGUAGGAGUUCAGCAUUGUUCGUUGCUCUUAAAGAAUCCGCAGAUUCAGUAUAUAGUGCACAAUACAGUGAUAAAAUUUUAAAAACAAUAUUAAGCCAUUUGCAAUCGGAUAAGGUUUCAAUUAUCAUGAAUGGAGUUAGAAGUUGUGGAUAUCUGUUUUUGCAUUUAAUGAAGAUUGGAGUAAUAAUUCCUUCACAAAUUUUAAGCCCAUUCAUACGAUUGAUGAAUCAAGCUAGCAAUGAAGUCAAACAAUUAGUAGCACACAUAUGCUUAUAUUUAGGAAAGUCUAAUAUUACCUUGUCUUCUGAGUUCUUAAAAUCAGUUAUUCCAAUGCUAGUAAAUGGUUCUAAAGAAAAGAAUUGUUAUGUUAAAUCGAACAGUGAAAUAGCUCUUAUUGCAGUACUUAAGUUGCAACAAGGAGACACGAUUUUACAACCUGGACUUGAAAUGGAGGCUUGCUUGAACCUACUUGAUAUUGGAGCUCGAGAAGCAUUGAACGAUGUUAUAAACAAAGUAUUACGUAAAGUUUCAUUACAAGUUGAUAGUAAAGUCGAAGAGCCGGAUGAUACAUUAAUAACAUAAAACUUGAUUCAAUUGUAUUAAAUAAUUAAUAUAUAUAUAUACUUAUGUAUUAUCAAUUCAAAAUGAAAAUUCAUUUUUAUUAAUAACUAUUAAAUUGUGCCUACAUCUAAAAAAAAAA